This is a messenger RNA of Triticum dicoccoides, 1984 nucleotides long. RefSeq names its product F-box protein At5g07610-like. The record is from RefSeq and is a predicted model, not a curated record. Bases 1 to 1158 code for a protein of 385 amino acids. Lineage: Eukaryota; Viridiplantae; Streptophyta; Magnoliopsida; Poales; Poaceae. The transcript has 2 exons. Gene Ontology annotation, molecular function: protein binding.
AUGAAGCUAAUUGAUUCAAGAUCAUGUGAAAGAGGAUUGCUGGAGAUGGUUGAGAAAAGUGGAACUGAAACUGGUUGUCAGCUUCCUUGGGAAACUCGACCACGCCGCUUCAAAUGCGUCUCCGUCCCCUGGCUCGACCUCAUCGCCGACCCCGCCAACCGCAACAAGCUGCCUCAGACCCUUGCCGGCUUCCUCUACACGUCUAUCGGCGGCGGGAAUCGCCACCACUUCGCCAGCGUCUCCGGCAAUGGCGCAGCCCCGUUCGAACCUUCCCUCCCUUACUUGCAGCCUAACAAGGACAAGGGCAUGGUCCAGGUGGACGCCUGCAAUGGCCUCCUUCUCUACCCAUCGAUCAUGGUGAACCCUUGGGCUUGGGCAGAGGAUGAUUGCCGUUUUGCGGUGUGCAAUCCGGCCACUGGGAGGUGGGUGGACCUGCCCCCUCAACCGCAGGCACCCGCGGGCAGAUAUAGAUACAACUGUAUGGCAGGUCUGGCUUUUGAUCCGGCAGUCUCAUCCCAUUUCCACGUUUUUUGUUUUGAGAAGACCUCUGUGGAAACGUACAAGACAGGAGUGAACAUCUACUCGUCGCAAACAGGAGCCUGGAGUCGCAGAGAUGGUGGGAUUGCUGAGAAAGUGGUGCUGUUCUUCUAUAGCAAGGCUGUCUUUCUCAACGGUAUGAUGUACGUGAUUGGCAACCCGAACGGCAUCAGCAACGAGUAUGCACUCCUGGGGAUGGACAUGGAGGGCAAAGUGCGGAAGACUAUCCCUAUGCCAUACGGUCGAAGAUUUGGUGCGAUUGGAUCGUCGCAGGGGUGCUUACUCUAUGCUGUAGCUUCCGUCGAUGAUAACAAUAAAACACUAGAUUCUGAGACAGAACUCUGGUGCCUCAAGGAUUGUGACAGUGAAGAAUUCGUUCUGAAGCACACUGCCAGCAUCGAUGAGCUUAUCAGCAUGACUGGGGAGAAGUACAGGGUGGUUGGGAUUCAUCCAGAUUGCGACACCAUUUACCUGGUUUCACGUGGAGGUGAUACCAUGGUACCGUAUGAUAUGCAACAUCAGAAAGUUGGCUGUAUCCUUAAUCUCGAGAAGAAUACACAACGAUUUCUACCUUAUGUUCCUCUGUUCUCGGAGUCAUUAGCAGAUGGAGAUGGGCAGUAGUUUUUUACCUUCAAACCACCCUUGUGCAAGAAUUGGCUAUUUUGUCGGCUGAAGUACUUGUUUGUGUACCUCUGAAUCUGCCGGUAUCAUGCCGCUGAAUUUUGCUGGUGCUUACACUCCUGCUUGGUUGAUUUCCAGUUCAGAGCAAUUGUUACCCUUUUUCUUGUUUACCUAGCACUGGUCGUUCUGGACAUGUAUUAUUUCGGUGUGGCUAAAUUAUACUGUAAUCGGUCAUCCUUUCCAUAACAGUCAGUUAUUAUGAUUAUCCUAAAUCCUAGUGCAGAUUGUGAACCUAUUAGUGUACUCAAAUGUUCAGACCGUUUACUGGUGUGAUGUUUAGUUGAACUUAUUCAUUCAGUACUUUGGUAAAACACUGCCUUUUAGGAAGUAUUUUUUUUUUUUGCAUAUUUUCUGUAGCUAGUAAAUUCAAUAUAGCUUUGGAUCUGUUAUUCACAGAGAAAUUGCAUCAAUGUCGAUUAAGUAAAUUUGGAGUAUGUACUCUUGUACAAAUAGCAGCGUGCAUGUGAAUGACCAGAGUUUUUACUGACAAUGAUAACAACAAUUUUAUAGAGAUGCAGCUUCAUGGGCACACACAAUAUUUUUCUGUCAACACAACUGAAUGAACCCAGCAAAAAAGGCCUCUUGCUGUGGUUGAUUCAUGUCCGCUGUGUUCAUUUUUUUGGCCGAGUUGCUACCCUGUUUGAGUCGGCUCAACCGGCGUUGUUUCUGUAUGUGUUUGUGAUGUGAUGAUACCUGAUUUUUGAAUUGUUAUUUUUGAGACUAUGGAAUGGGAAUAGACAAUAUGAACUGAAAACAGUCGAGAUGA